Lathyrus oleraceus (garden pea) is the source of this 786-nucleotide messenger RNA. RefSeq lists its product as uncharacterized. NCBI's taxonomy places the organism in Eukaryota, Viridiplantae, Streptophyta, Magnoliopsida, Fabales, Fabaceae. The transcript has a single exon. Bases 1 to 786 code for a protein of 261 amino acids. The record is from RefSeq and is a predicted model, not a curated record.
AUGGAUGAAAGAGUUCGAGCCAUUGAGGGCCCUAACACCUUCGGGCUGGAGGCUGCUGAUAUGCGCUUAGUCCCAGGGAUCAAGAUCCCAACUAAGUUCAAGGUACCUGCCUUCGAGAAAUAUCAGGGAAACACUUGCCCCAAGACCCAUGUCAGGUCUUAUUGCAGGAAAAUGGCUGCGUAUUCGGGCGAUGAAAAAUUGCUGAUACAUUUCUUUCAAGACAGUCUCAGCGGAGCAUCCCUCGAAUGGUACAUGCAGCUUGAACGCUCGCAUGUACGUUCUUGGAGAGAGUUAGCUGAAGCUUUCUUGAAGCACUACCAGUAUAACACUGACAUGGCGCCAAAUAGGACGCAACUCCAGAGCUUGACUCAGAAAUCCGAAGAAUCCUUCAAGGAAUACGCACAGCGCUGGAGGGACCUAGCUGCUAGGGUCCAACCACCUAUGCUUGAGAAUGAGCUGGUUGAUAUGUUCAUGGGAACACUUCAAGGCCCAUAUUAUGAGAGGCUGGUAGGGAGUACAUCGGCUGGGUUCUCUGAUCUGGUCGUUGCUGGCAAAAGAAUUGAAAGUGGUGUAAAGGCCGGAAAGAUCCCGAACCCCGCUAAUGCUGCCAAUGGGGCGAAGAAACCUUACAGUGGUUUUCCCAAGAAAAAAGAGGGAGAGACCAACGCCGCAUCAACAUCCAAGGGGAAGGGUAAGGCUUACCGAACCCCGUAUUAUCAGGUCGCAGAAGUGACCCCCAACCACUAUCAACCACCCACAUACGCUAUUCCUGCCGCUCCACAGUAA